AUGCGAAUCUCGCGAGUUAGCCAGUGUUGCGGCACGCGCGGCUCCUUGAGUUCGGUCGACUUCCAGCCGCACGCUCAGCGACGGUCGGUCCACCGCAUCGCCACUGCAGCUGGUACCGAGGUUCAGAUAUGGGCGCUCUGGCGGGAUGACUCAACGCCGAAAAGGUCGGCGCUGAAAUGCAUCUGCCUCCACACAUUCCACGAGCAUUCACCGUACGAAGUCGCCACCGCGAGGUGGUCGCCUAACGGUCGCUACCUGGCCAGCACCGACUCCGGCGGCACUACCCACAUCCUGGAGCGCAACGACGCGAAGUGCCGUCAACUGGAGCACUCGUUGAGCGACAAUAGGGAUGCUGUAAAUGCGGAUGACGUCGCAUCCGCUUCCGAACCGGGGGCUGCCGCUCCGGAAACAAAGGUAACUCGCAAAUUCACGUUCAAGUACGAUGGUACAACUGCCAAGCGGCAACGCCAAACGAGCAUGCCGAACCGCACAAAGCCAGGAAAGAAGCGCAUCAGCUACGACUCGCAGUCGGUGAAGACUGAAGUUGUCAAGCCGGUGACUGUGGAGUCGAAUGGCGGUAACUUCGAAGUGUGGACUUCCAUCCAAUCCUUCCAGUGCCCCUCGCGCAUGGGCCAGCUGUUCGACAUCAGCUGGGCGCCCGACAAUCGCAGCAUCGUGGGAGGGGGGUUGAAUGGCCAAGUUGCGGUGUUCGACAUUUUCACGAAACAGAUGGUUGCCCAUUUUGAUGUAUUUGAGGGGCAGCGACCCGAUUCGGCCGUGAACAGCCGAGGCUACGUGAAGAGUGUUGCCUGGGACCCGAUGACCCUGUAUAUAGCCGUGCAGACAAGCAGCAGGGAGGCUUCGGUAUGGCGACGCUCACCGCCCAAUCCCGAAGGAUCAGCUCAGAAGUGGACCUUCAAACGCGUAUUUUGUGACACCGACCUGUUCCAGAAGUCGCAGUGCGACGUGCUAGGGGGCUCACGCAUAUCCUGGGCGCCGAACGGCCAGUUGGUGGCGUUCCCCAGCGCAGGCAAGUCCACGCUUAAUUUCGCAGCGUGUUUCGAGGUUGUACACGCUGACCUUUCCCGCGAGGUUGCCGUGCUACUUGACGGCAAGCUGGAUCACCGUCGACUCCAGCUGGUCUACGAUAACGCUGACCACAACGUGCGCCAGGACGCGAUGCUGCUGCACGGCCAUCAGGCGCGUGUGCGCAACGUCCGAUUCUCGCAGGAUCUGAUGGUGCCUCACAAACGCGGCCUUUGCAAGGGCGCCACCUUUUCGGACAGCGACCGCUUCGUCCUUUACGCGCAGUCAAGUGAUGAUGGAACGAUUUCAAUAUGGCGUUUCAAACAUGCAAGCAACUGGGAUUCGCAGUACAAAAACGAGGCGCAGUGCAUCUGUGUGCUUCAGAACGCCUCGGACGAGCAGAGCAGCUUGGAGGACCUCGCCUGGGGCAACGGCGGCAGGUGGCUGGCGGUGGCGGCAAGUCAGGGUGGCAUUAUCCUGGUUGAGUUGAGUGAGGAUGACACCUCCACGCGUUUCUACAGCAACUGGAUGAGCGGGUUGAAAAUCGAGGACACCCAAGGAGUCACUACUAGUUUCCUGCACAAGGUAGAGCAAUACCAGUCGAAGAAAACGUCUCAGGCGUCAACCGGAUCUGCGGCAAAGGAGCAAUCUGAACCUCCCUCUGAUUGCAAGAAUGCAGCCGGAACAAGUGAAGUGUCCGAUGUCACGCCGGCCAUUGUCACUGCAGGCAGCGCCGCCUGGGUUGCCACCGGGGGUAUGCGUAGGUAUGCUGCACAAUACUACCAAACCUUUGGUGGAAGCUUAUCCAAACUCCUGAGCGUUCCUUUAGGGUUGAAAUGUCAUUUCGGCGGUGUCAUGGGGAUAGAGGCUAAGCAGUUGAUGCAAUGUGUGACAGCGAUGCUGCUAAGCACACUGAUGAAGGCGCUUCAAGGUAUAGCGGAGGCAUUGGUAACAGCGGCGGCGAUUAUACUUUGUCACGCGCGUCGCACCAUCGCAACUCCUAGAAUGCCCGUACUGUGUAGGACCGCGGCCAUUUCUGACUCACGCAUCGUGCAAGCACACGUUGAUAUCGCAUCUGGGCCCGCCAGCUUCGGCCAGGGAGUGGAACUCUCUGCCACUGCUAUACGGGGCAUAAACGUCAAGCAUGUCGGGUCUAUGGAUCCUACGCGCCUCUAUGAUCCAGAUUCAGCGGACCCGUGUUUGGGACAGUCUGAAUUUGGGCGGCAGGAUUUGGUGACGUAUGAGUGCAGCACCGGCCUGCCAUCAUCCACCAACGGAUGUGACGGAUUGGGGGAUGCGUACAAUAACUAUUCAGGGGAAAACACGGCUGCAUCACUGACGCACUCAAAUUCGGGUACAGUAGAAAGUGUUGUUGCAACUGCUGUUACUGAAACAUCGCCAUCACAGGGAGCUGCGUAUGCUGACAGCCAAAGUGCGACAGCAGGCGAAGCUAAGCAAAUCGCAUUGGGUGCCAUUAGUGCAUUGUCGCCCACGUCAAAUACAUCGAGGAAUAAACGUCUAGCAGAUGAGAGAACGGUAGCAAGCCCACAUAAAAGGGGGAGGCCGCCUGGACGGAAGUGGAAAGCGCCACCCGUCACGGUCGACAGGAUUACCGACGUAUGGUUAAGUAUGGAAUACCCGCAGGGUGAGGAUGAUUUGGUUGAACUUUUAAAAACUGUUGAGAAGGCCGUCACUGCAGCCGACACGAACCCCCCGGAGGCACCUCAACAGGAACCUGUCGCACCAGUGGAGCCUGAGGUAUCGCAACCAGCUGCCACUACGGAAAAGCGUGAAUCUUUUGAGGCACCGGUGCCUGACACCCCAAAGGAAGUGGAGGAAACACUCGUUGAGGCCGAAACUACUGAGGUAUCGAAAAGCCCAGAAGUCCCUCCAAGUUCCAUUGAAAAGAAACUACUGGCACAACCAAUAUCUCCACCGCGUUUUAAUUCGCAUGCGGCUGCACCGCCUCAAAUGGCGUCAUCCCUGAAACAGUCACCCCUCGGACUACAACAUUAUCUAUCGUCCUCUAGGAACUCUGCGAUGAAUUCACCUUUGUUGACUGAUGGCCUCAGAUUUGUAUCAUCGCCAAUUGCCGCUUCAAGUCAGAUGUCGCCACCGUUGGUCGUGCCGCCUCGUAUGUCGCCCAUCUGGGCGGGCUCCCUUGAUUUGGCAGCUAAUAUGAAGGCUGGAUUUGGGCCCCCUGUAGGCGGCUUGCAACAAAAUACUACACUACAUAGGCAUUUUCAAGCUGUACCUGCUCCUCCGCAGCUGCAGCUAGACCAGAAGAGGCCGUCUACGCGGGCGGAAGGUUUGUUCGAGGUUCCCCCCAUCCGGCCAUCGCUAUCGGUGCAGCUACAAGGUGCUCGAAGACAGCUAGUCGUGGUAAACCGUGCCCAUUCUAUGUGCUCUGCGUUCGUCGCUUGCGUGGAGAACAAAGGUAAUGGAACCCAAGGUGUUCAGUGGACGAAACAGAUCAACAAGGGAUACGCAACUCACAUAUGCCCUAUACACAGCCAGGGGAUGGCGCUAAUUGUCACGCAAAUAGGCCACAGAUCAAGCCGUAGGGGUUCGCAUGACUUUGCACAACCCUUGCAUACCAGAAGGCCCCCCGUCGGUGGAGGCCAGGCGGUGGACACGGAUCCGGCCGGGAGCAAUGCGAAGCCAGUGUUCGCGUCAUUCUUCACGCUGCUGGACACGCGAACUGGUCUAACGCUGAUUGAUGGGUACCCAAUACCAAACUUCAACAUCGCCAGACUCAAUGUUUUCCCCUGCGGUAACCGUAUAUACGCCGCGUUCACCGCUACAAGAGGGGCCAUCGCUUUGUUUGUUUUCUACCGGAAAUUAGGUUCCAUUGCGUGGACCAUAUUGCCCAACAUUGCGAUGUCGGUGAGUGAUUUACUCAAACGCGGCACUUGCGCUGAUAUUAAGCAGCUGCAGCUGCUAUGCGUCAAUCUCAACGCCGCCCAAUGCUCGACGCCUCAGAGUAGCGCACUGGCACUUAUGAUCACCAAGGAAAAAGCGCGGGCUGAAGCUGUUAACGUGGCGCCGCAACCGCUAAACCCGGAAGUCGCUGCGGCAUCAAAUAAUAUUGACCAAAACGUAAGUGAACCUUCAAGGAAACGGCCGCAUGUUGAGGGCAAGGAAAGGGACACCACCUUCGUUGCAAUGCUGGUGUACAUGAAUGAACCACAGGUCUACGUUCUCACGCAAUACUAUGAGCCCUUUCUCAUAAAUCUAGCCCCCGUCCACAAGUUGUUUCACCCUAAGAAGUCUGCAAGCAACGUCCUGUCAUUCGCGUCGCUAUGCAAUACGUAUCGCCGCGAGCUCGGGCGUAUUGAAGGCCCUGAUCAUGAGGGCAACGCGCUCUUCAACGACGUGGUGCACCGGUUGGCUGACAUCUUCCACCUGAACCCGUCGUUGAAGGACCACUACAGUUACCCCAAAACUGAGAAAGUUGUCGAGGAGGUAGUCGUGGAUGCGGCGCUGCAGCGUGAUCGGCUGCUUGCGGCUAUGCUGGUCCUUGGCAGCCGCUCCGAGUAUAUACUGCAGCUACACGAGCAUAUUCACGAUAUGAUUGAGCGCAUCCAAGCCGCCAAGCUUUGCCAUAUAGUGGUACAGCUGUACAAGCGUUCAGUUGAGUGGUACACGGGUGGGUGGAGGGGGCCGCGUGUUAAGCUAAGCGGGUUCGAUGCCCGCCUCAUGCACGUCAUAGGAGUGGACGUCUCCGCCAUCAUGCACGAAUUUCUGUUGCCGCUGCUCUGGGAGUUGUACGUGGCGCUGGAAGGGGAAUGCAGCGUGCGCGGAAUCCCGCAGGCUCAAAACCGCCCGGCCCCUGUCCCCGGCCCGCCUUUCCGAGGCAGGUGCCACAAGUACUGCUCCAUUGUAUCAUCACGCUGUCCCAUCAGCCGGGCGCGCAAGUUGAUGUGCAACAGGCGCACUAUAGGCAACGAGAAUCUGAAGGAACUGCGUGAGAUUUGCGGGGUAGGGCUGCACGCCGCCGCCUCCUGGGAACGCGCCUUGUCAUGUGCGCAGAAGGCGUUCACGAAGUAG
Molecule: messenger RNA, 5076 nt
Organism: Babesia ovata
Lineage: Eukaryota; Apicomplexa; Aconoidasida; Piroplasmida; Babesiidae
Product: WD G-beta repeat-containing protein, putative
Exons: 2
Coding region: 1-5076 (1691 amino acids)
Biological process (GO): DNA-templated transcription; chromatin organization
Cellular component (GO): HIR complex; nucleus
Molecular function (GO): protein binding; nucleosome binding
Source: RefSeq, a predicted model, not a curated record